Molecule: messenger RNA, 1621 nt
Organism: Pieris brassicae (large cabbage white)
Lineage: Eukaryota; Metazoa; Arthropoda; Insecta; Lepidoptera; Pieridae
Exons: 4
Coding region: 187-969 (260 amino acids)
Source: RefSeq, a predicted model, not a curated record
GUAGUAUGUUGUAUUAAAAAGGAAUUGGAUAGGUGUUUACUUCUUUUUUGCACUACGGUUCUUGUAAUCUGUAAACUCGGUAGGUAACAGCGCAUGCGCUCUUAUCCCUCAUGGACCAAAAUUCAAGUGUUACAAAAUAAGUACAGCGUCAUUGUGCUUUGUGUAAAAAAAUACUAAAUACUACAAAUGAUGUCGUGUGGGGCAGAAUGUCUGUCCCUUGGCCCACCGCCGGAUUCAAUUAUGCAUAUGCCUCCACCGCCUCUACCGGCCUUCCUCGCCAACAUGGCCAAUUUGACGCCACCCUGCAGGGCUUCCAAGUGUCCCCCACUGCUCAAUAACGAAGACAACUCAAUGUUUCCCGGAGUUGAGUACCACGAGUUACCACGACAUGAACCAGCUGCGUCUGACGAUACAUGGUUCCUGGUGCUUAUUACUUGCUGUAUUGCAGUCCUCUGUAUUGCUGCAGUUUUGGCGAUUUUUUUACUGAAAUGUAGAGAAGCACGCGGAGGCUGUAAAAGCGGAACGGGUAAAACGAGCGGAUCCAAUGCGCUCUAUGGUAGUGCUGCCCUUGACUCCCGAGUAUUGUGGGCUGCCCUCACGCCAAGAGGAACUCGACACUUCGUCGCCGAUACCUACCCACACGACGAAACUGAGGACCAUCAUUAUGAAUGUGUCGAACCACCUCUAUACAAACUUGGACCGCCAGAAGAUUUAGCCAUCACUAGACAUUACACCGUCGAGUACGAAGACCCUGCUCCAUUAAUCGAAAGUUACUCCGAUAGAACCGAAGAAUACUUCAGGAAUGGUAUGGAUACACUUCGUCGGGGAAAUAGACCACUAGUUUCAUCUCCUACCAGAAUUGAAAGGCCCAAUUUGCCGCCAUUAAAUUUACAGCCUAGAACGUUAAGACGGCCGCCACAUUCCCGCCGUGUAAGUGAUGCAAAUAACUCUGAAAAAUCGGCUAUCUGAACCGAAAAUGGCGCGGUCUUUUCCGUCGCCGAUUCAACCGACAUCGACUAUGAAUGGUCCAUCGAUUCUAAUGUUGAUAGACUUGUCUAAAUGUCUUUGAUCUCUUAUUUCUCACUUUUUUUUUAUAUAAAAAUCAUAAUGACGACAUCUUUGGCGAAAAUAUUUGUAUUUUGUUACAUUAGAUUAUUUUAUUUCGAUUAUCUGAAGAAAAAAAUACUUUUCCUUAUGCAUAAGUAAAUAAGUAUGUAUUUUUUUUGCAACACAUUCAUCAACCACAACAAUAAAUAGCAAUUAUUAUAACACUUAACCUAAGCAUUUUCAACGCUGCUGAAUAUAUGUGGAUCUUGCCAACUGGCUGCUAGCAAAAAGGAACCAAUCAGCACUGGCAACAUUAUAGGUUAUAUUAUAUAGAUAUAUUAUUAAUGUAAUAAUAAUAAUUAAUGUAAGUUAACACCCUAGUCUAAUUUUCAACUAGUCACGCUGGCUUAUAAUAUAUAUUGUUUGCUAGAUAAGUAAGUAGGUAUCUACUAACAAGUAAUGCUAUUUGACUGUUGUAAGAACAAAUAAUAUUUAAACGUGUAACUAGCUAUAAGUAUAUGUGAAUUAUUAUUGUGUAAAUAGCCAGGUAUUUAUUUAUUUUGUAUUUAUUUUU